GGUUUGUCGAACACACGGUCGUGAUUAUAAAAAACAAAGCACACGCCGGAGGCUGUAAUGAGGAAGAAUCCAGAAACAAAGAUCGAAUCGAUAAUUUAGGUAUGGGUUGGGUUUGGAGAGACGACGAAGAUGCUUCCAACGCCGGUAGGAACGAUGUCACCAAUCAUCAAACACUCGGAGAUUCCGCCGCCGAAGUGAAUUGCUCCACCUCCACGGUGGUAAGAUCGAAGUGCAAGACGGAGGAGGUGGAGCCUGGAAAGUUCGUCAGGAAGUGCGAUAAAACCGAGGAGAUUCUCCGCCACUGUUUCGGAAAGCCCUCUGAAGUCGUUCAGUCCACCACAGAACACACAGAAGAAGAUGUUACAGACCAGAUGGUGCGUGGAUCUACUCUCCCAAAUCAGUUUGAGGAAAAUCCCCUAAACUUUCCAGGACUCCGCAGCGAUCUAGAAGACAUCGAACGCCAUUUCUUCAGCGGAAUGAAAGGUUUCAUCGAAGCAGCAGAAGAGAUAGGGAGCAGCUUGUUUGAUAUCAUGGGAGACCAUCAUCACUCGACCACCAAGAGAGGGAUACCCAUUGAAGAGCAUCCGAAGAUAGAGGAGCAUCGCAGCAACGACGAAAACGUCACUAAACAGCCAUUCUCCUCAGGAGAAAUUGAUCUCUCAGGCUUGGCCAAGGACGUUUGAGAAAGCGUCUCCUACAUCGUCUUGUUCUUUCCUUGACAUAAUACAAAAAAAAAUCUUUAAUUAUGUAAUGUGACUUUACUAGAAACGUUCUGAUGUUAGAGGCAUCCACGUUUUUGCUUAGUGCUUAUCUUUAAUUCUCUUAUAUUAAUACUGCAUAAUCACUAGGUUUAUGUCUUUUUAAAUCAUACCAAGUACCAACUAAGAAAAACAUUAUUACAAUCA
This is a messenger RNA of Eruca vesicaria subsp. sativa (arugula), 905 nucleotides long. The record is from the annotation of a GenBank genome assembly. Lineage: Eukaryota; Viridiplantae; Streptophyta; Magnoliopsida; Brassicales; Brassicaceae.